Pocillopora meandrina is the source of this 23257-nucleotide messenger RNA. The record is from the annotation of a GenBank genome assembly. NCBI's taxonomy places the organism in Eukaryota, Metazoa, Cnidaria, Anthozoa, Scleractinia, Pocilloporidae.
ACUUCUUUGGUUGUUAUCCGUACUUUGGUAUCCGAGACUUUUCAACGAUUCUUUUCUACUUUUGAACAAUUUUUGUAGAACACAUAGCUUUUUAAAUAAUUUUAUAUAUACGUAUCAUUGAUAAGAGCUCAUUACUUGCAUUGGUGACCGUUUCUAGGCCGUUGUUCAGUCUCCAAGUGCCUGUUUAGUUGUUUACUUUAAGCUUUGCCGAAAGCUAUGGCCGGUCAUGGUUGAGUUCCACAACUUUGUUGAAGACUGUUGCAAAUCUCCAGGCAUUACUUUGCAUCCAUCGAUAAAGAAUGAGUCAGGGAGGAGUCAUAAUGGUAAGAAAAUCAUAACAGUAAUGAGCAUUUGGAGAAUUUUCCCAUGUAUUUCAUGUGAUGCAAAUAGUUGAUGCAUUAUCUUGCAGUACGAUGGAGGCCGAGGAAGACGAAUUAGUAAGGCAGAAGACUAUAACGCCAGUAUGAAAAGGUCUGGUUCCGAAACGCUUCUUAAAACGGAUCUUGAACAGUCCAAAGAGGCAAUUAAAGCUGAAAUUCGCAAGCAGCUUAAGUUAAAAGAGGGAGCAGAAAAUUUAAAAAAGGUUGCCACUGACAGGAAGACUAUCGCCCAAUGCAAUACAAUUUUAAAAGAUACUACAGCUAAACUUCAAGAUUUGCACGACGAUCUUCAAGACCUCAACGCUCGAGUCUCUGAAGACAUGCCAGGUGAGUAAAUAAGUUGUUGGUAUAGAUAGCAGAUACAAUAUUACUGAAUGCAUGGCAUUCCGUGACAAGUUGGACCUAUUAACAAGCUAAAUCAUUUUGAUCCUUCGCGAAAUCGUUUCCUUUGCAACGGUAAACUCAAGCAUCAUUCGUCGCAUUGCUUUCGAAUUUCAAUUAUCGUGGGAUUUGAUUGUAAGCAGCUCAGAAAAAAUCGUUUAUUUGGUAGUACUUUAGAUAGUUACUUCUAAUUACUGAUAUAUUUGUGGCGAGAUAAACUCUCGCUGAACAACAUAUAAGAAGUACGCGCUCGACCAAUUACUAUAUUUUUAGGCCAACAUAUGUCAGUUGGAAUGCAACGUUUUUGUACAUGGUUGUACUUGUUGCUUAAAAUACAGUAUAAUAUGUUCCAUUCGACUUUCCACAGCGAAACAUUUCGCUUCAGAGCCAGAAACUUGCUAUAUUUUGAUGAGUGCAUUUUCGUCACAAGGAAUGGUUGAAAUUUUUGAGCAAAGUGUGUACAAUGAAAUCCCUUGAUGCGUGGCGGAAACAAACCUCGAUUUUGAUAACUCAACGAAAAAGCUUACUUAGCCGUAACUUUGGAUUUCAAAACUUAAUAGUAACCUUAAUCCAACAUAAUAUAUUAUAAUAUCAUCUCGGGAGUGCGCCGGAUGGUGCGUAUCACAACGUACACUUAAACAUCGUUAAAGUAUUUAAAUGGUCACCCUGUGGGAUUGUUAAUUUUUUAUGUACAUGUCGCCGUAAACCCUUGGAAAAAGUUACGGGUUUUAAGAGCGUUUUUCUUUGAUAACCGCUAGACUAUGACGCUUGGACUCGUUGUUUUCGCCACCGUCAAGUGGCUUUAAAUAUUUGGGUCUUUUCGGUUGUGUUUGUGACAACAACCAAGGAUUGUUUACAUUUGAUCGAAGGAAAAUCCUUUGUUUGCUUUUUCCUUCUUGCGAUGAGCUUUUCUUAUCGUAUUCUUUAUCCUACUGUGCAAAUCGGGAACUGUCUGGCUGGUUUUUUUUCCUUCAGCUGCAUUUGUUUAUUGUUCAAAUCCUUGAUGAAUUUUAUCUAGAGUGCUUGAAAGAAAUUACCUGUUUCCGCAAGGGUUAUUACGAGUAAAACAGCCACUUGGUAACAAUAGUUGACAGAUAUCCUGUGAUUUUUAGAUCAAAGAGCUGGUAUUGUGUUUCUGGACAUUUUUGAUUCAGUUUUAAAAUUGCAAGUCUAUCUAUCUUUGAUUGGUUACUUUCUUGGUACAAUAUUUGUUACUCUCCAAGAGUUUGACAUUUUUAGACAUAGUAAAUGUACUGGCAUGAGUUUUAAGUUACAGUCUCUGUAAAUUAGAUUGGAGAUUCUGAUUUCCUUGAACAUAUUUUGAAGUUCUUGCCAGGAUUUCCUUCAUCUCACUUCUGUGUGAUUGAGAAAUUAAUUCAAGUGAUAUUUGCAACUCAUUUCAACAAAAUGUUUGGAUUGUCCAACAUGAUAACCUUAGUUUAUGUAAAAUACACCAAAUUAACAAAAAUUACCUGUUUUGUCUGUUGGAUAGAAUUUCUCUUAUCAUCUUUUCAUGCUCUUAUCUGCCAUGGCCCAUUGACUUAAAAGCCCUAGAUUAUUAACAAAAUCCCUCAAGGGAAUUUUGAUUUUCUAUGUUGUUUUCUCCAAUUCAUUGAAAGAGGAUUGUACUUGUACUUGUAUACCAUUUCAAGUCCAGCAAUGAUCUUGAAAUUAAAUGAAAUUACUUAUAUUUUGACCUGUGAAUGAUAUACAAAUAAAUAAAUGAUCCAUGCUGAUGAGCUGCAAUUAAAGAAUUACAGAAAAGAAGUAAAAAAAAUCUAGGCUUUUGUGAUGGAAUUAUCUUGUCUAGUGGCAAUACUUUGUUGAUAACAGAAGCCAGUUGUUGUUAAGAGUGAUACCAAAUUUCCUAUCAAGGACUAUGAAAUUUGUACAUUCUUUUUAUAAAGUUUUAUUGAGUUGGACUUGCGUAUAUUUUAUUGUUGUACUUGGGAGUGGAAAUCUUUGGGCAGGAAGCGUCUUCUUUGAACAGUCUAUACAUACUCAAUUUGUUGAUGUAUAAAUUCUCAAGAGACUUAUGCUCCAGAAACUAAAUAAUUUUUUUCUCCACUAUGAGAAAUUAGAUGCAAAACUACCUUUCACUGUUGUUUUGACAGUUGCUGCUCUGAUUAUUGCAAAACUGAAACAGUUGCAUGCACUGAGAAACUGAACCUGAGCACCAGCUCUACCUAUCAGAACAAAUGUAAUUAUGGGAACCAAAACAUAGUAGGAAAAUGUGUAUUUACAUUCUAAACUGGGGAGUUUUCUUCUGGUGAUGGAUUCACUAAUGGUAAAUUUUUUUUUUGGCAGAAAAAAAUAUUUUUGGGCAUCUGUAGCUGUAGCUGUACCUUUCUCUGACUCUCUAAUGUUAGAUGGUACACACCUUUUGUUCCAAGAUCCAAUGCAAGAUCAAAUGCAAUUCUGUAAUGCAAGUUUUAAUCACAGUAGCCAUGUUUAUACCAAAGCUUUCUCUUGCACUCUGAAAGCAGCUAAAUCAGCAAAAUCAAUUUAUUGAAGGAAGUUGCCCUCUCAUGAUAUGACUGUUUCUUUGCUAUGACUUUUUCUACAGUGGACAAUGAAGAUGUCCUCUCUCCUGACAAGACAGAUGGUGUAUCAAAUGAACCAGCUAUAAAUGGCAAAAUUGAUUCAUUAAAAAAGCAAAUUGCUGUGGAGAUGAAAGUAAAGCAAGGUGCAGAGAAUAUGUUAGCAAUGUACAAUGCUAGUGGAUCAAAGAAGAAAGACACCAAACUUAUUGCAGAAGCUCAGCAAAUGCUGGAAGACUCAAGGAGAAAGAUAGAAAUUAUUCGAAUGGCACUACUACGGGAGCAACAGCAAGGACUGAUAGGAAAGGAGGAUGGAGUAGUGUCAGGUGGCGCAGGUGGUAAAGAGAAUUCUGCACCAGGAUUAGGACUCUCUCCUUUGGAAUUAAGAAUAGAAGAUGUUCGCCAUCAUAUUGAAAUUGAAUCUAGAGUAAUUCAUGGUGCAAAAAACAUGAUUAAGUUUUUACAAAAGUCUGGUCGUGAUAGGAAAGGUUUAGAGGAGGUAGGUAGUUUUUAUUCUAAAGAAAGUAAAAAUGUAUGAUGUUAGUAGGACAAAAGUUGACAAAUUUUGUGCCUUGUUUGAAAAGUAGUGCAUUCCCAGAAUCAUUUCUAAGACUACAGGGUAAAACAGCUUAUAACAACUCUCAACUGCAGUAGCAUCAAGAAGUCCUAUCAAUUUUCCUACUGGUUACCAUGUAGGAUUUGAUAAACUUCAUCAGUUUCAAUUUCAACACAGGGCUUCUAUCUCCAAGAAUACUAGAAGGAGAGAUGUGUCUUGAUUUAACUGACUGGAAACUUUCCCUGCCUUUCCCAUUUGUUGAUUGCAGUCAACCAAUGUUUGUCUGACAAUUCCUUAUAUAUCAAAUACCUUUGAUCAUAAGACUUCAGUAUCUGAAAAUUAAUUGUUACAGUAAUGUUAAAAAGACAGUUAACUGUGAUGAUUAUUUAACUUGGGCUUUCUGGAAAAACUUAAUUUGCUUCUUUGCUAAGCUUGGAAAGGAGAGUCACACUGUAGAGUUUAUUGGCUCAAUCUAUUGAAAGUUAUUCAAGAAAUCUUGCAAUUUGCAUUGUAAUCCUCAAAGGGGAUGAUGACCACAUGAUAACUUCAGAUGUAGGUCAUAUGGUGUGUACUUAGUUGUGAAUGUUAAACAAGUUUCACUGGGGACUCUAGGAUUUCCUAAAGGGGAGGAAAACCUCAUUCAUCCUCUUGAUCUUUAUACUGAUUCUUCCUGCUUUCUCAAUGUGUCCUCUUCUAGCUGGUGAAGGGGUUAGUUAGAAAAAAGUAAAUAACAUUUUGCUUUUGUUUGUUUUUUACCUAGGUUGAGAGGAGGUUUCAUGAAUCAAGUCAAAAACUAGACUUACUUCAGUGUUCACUUGCGAGACUUAUGGGAGAACUAUCUCCUGAACAGGCAGCUGUAGGUAUUUAUAUAGAUAAAGACUAUGUAACAACACCUCCAUCUUAUGCUGACCGCAAGGCUGUUGGCUUGGGAAAGCAACAAUACACAGCAAUAACUAAACCAGCAGCGCUGACUGGAGAAUUAUAUGUAAGUAUGCUAAGCCACAGUUUUGUUGAAAGAGUAGAAUUCAGUUUGACCAUUACUGAGUGUGUGACAUGCAAAUAUGGGUAAUGAAAAUUAAGGCCCUUGAAGAGGUGUUUAUUCCUAUCAAAUGUGGGGUAAAAGCAAAAUUUUGAUUUCUGGUAAGUGUUGGAUCCAUAGUGGGUCAAACAUUCUACAUGCAGCCUUGAGCCACAGGGAACUUAUGGUGUAACAGACUCUGUACUUGGUUUCCUGCAUUGUGACUUGAAAUUUUAAUUAUGUAUUUUAGACCAAUGAUUAGUGAGUCAUAUAAGAGUAUUACAUGGAACUAUUUGAAAAGUACAUUAUUUUGUAUUUUAUGGAAUGCAAGUAUUUUUGCCUAUUAAUUUUUGUAUUUUGUAGUAACUUCUGAACAUUGCAUUCAUAUAUUAUGCACUACUUAGAGGUGUUGGUGAGUGAUCAUCUUUAUAUUUUUCUCCUAUCUGCUACGAAAGACAUUUUCAAAGAGCUACAACUUGACUCUUCUUUCUCCAGGUCCACAUAGUUGGCGCUGACAGGCUCCUGGCAGUUGUUCCUAAUAGAGAUCCUAGAAAAACAAUCAGUUUAGCAAUGGUGAGCCCAGAUGGCAAGCUGGGAGACAGAUCAGGUUCUAGCAAGAGAAAGAGUGGCUACAAUAAAUGGAAUGCUGAAGAGAGUUUAUCAGGUAUUUACAGAAGGCCACAUUAUCAAAUCUGUGGGAUCAAUGUGAUCAUGUUAUGAUUUUUGGAAACUUUUUCAUAAGUCUUAUAAUAUUGAAUUUUUGUUUUACACUGUCCUGGCUUAUGAAUUUGCAGCCAUCCAAACUCCUCAGACAAGUACUUUGUGUUAAAAUUAAAAGACUUCCUGUGUUCACCUUUUGUCAUUUUCCUUUUCACCAUUCAUGGACACAAUUCCAUUGCCUUGAUAUAGAUGGAGAGAAGCACUUGCAUCUCUCAAUAGCCUUUACACCUUUACAUCGGUAUGCUUAUUCUCCAUACUGUUCAUAUACAUUUUCUAAGUUGCUAACAAGGAGAAUUUGUCUGACAAUUAAGAGCAUCUUAAGGUGAUCAUUUCCUUUAUUCUCAUGACCUUUUUCAUUUGAUUCAGUAGUGAUACUGUAAGGAGAAAGUAGAAGCCUGACACUUUAAGGGGUUAAAUAAUUAAUAUAACAGCAAUAUGCAACAAAAUGGCAGGAGCUGAAACAAGCUCCCUCAACUCUUUCACCCCCAAAAUCUCAGUAGUAAUUCUGCUUACAGUCUGCUAGUUUGUAUAAUUUGCUAUUUGAUCAAAAAAAAAUCCCAUUACUGAUAUAUUCUUUAUUGUCAUCACUUUUCUGCUUGAUAUUCUAUUGAUGUUGUAAGGGGAAAUUUGGUCUUGUUCCCUCAUGGGAGUUAAAGGGUCAAAGGCAGACAACUUUACUAGUUAGUUGAUGAGCAAGAUAAACUACUGAACUUCUGAGAAGUGUUGGAUGGUUAUGAAUUGAGCACUAGACAAUAAAAUGUUCAAAGCAUCUGAAACUGAAAGUCAAAUGAGAUAUUUCUUCAUGUAUUACUAUAUACGAUAUGAUAUUUCCUUUUUUCUGUUAUUGUUAGUUGAAGUGUGUGCAGUCCUCAAAUUGGAUAAUUGCUAUGUGGGACAAACAUCCUGGAAGACAUUGGGAAAAGAUUGUUGGAGUCAACAGUUUCACAUUGAGUUAGACAAGGUAAAGAAAAAGAGAUGAUUCACACAUUAUGCAAAUUGUAAAAAUUGUAGCAAUUUUUGUGUCUCAAUAUUAUAUAUUAUAAUCACACCAGUAGGCAUUAUUUAGCACUGUUUACUCAACCUGAGGAUAUAACUUAUUUUAGUGCAUGAUAACUCAAGUGAUUGCCAGAGGUACAGCAUCUUCUUCCACCUCCUAUUUCUUAAGAAAUAUCAUGAAAUCUCACUUUGACUGUUUGGAAAUAAUUGCUUCAGUAUUUUAGUAGAGUUAUAUACAGCUUGAUGUAAUCAAGCUGAGUAAUCAUGAUAAUUACAAGUAUCUCAAUUUUGGGGGGAAAGAUGAGGGCUGGGCUUGGCUGUGGGUGAUAACUUCUCAAAUAUAGGUGAUGACUUCUCAAAUAUAGGUGAUGACUUCUGUAAUUGAGUUACAGCUAUAAUUGGACUCAAAGCACUAUUUUGGUUGUACAUAAGUACAAAAUAAGCUAGAGGGAAAUUUCGGGUAAAUUGACCUAAAUUAUUAUGACUUUCACCUUUAUGGUGUACUUACAAGAGUUUCUUGUUUUCUUUUAGUCAAGAGAGAUUGAGGUAGGGGUGUACUGGAGAGAUCACAGGUCCCUCUGCGGUGUGGCAUUCCUAAGACUUGAAGAGUUUCUUGACAAUCAGCGGCAUCAAAUUCAAGUUCCUCUGGAACCACAAGGUUGCCUAUUUGCAGAGGUUUGUUGCUUGUCUUCUUACUUUUUUAUUUUUUCUUAUUCUUGCACAUGCGUGUAUGUUUUUAAGGGAUGAUAGAUUGCAAGGGAAUGUGUAAAUCUGAUAAUCUGCAGUUCUCCAGUUUGUCUCACUUACAGUACGAGUAAUUCCAUGUUAAUUGAUAUACUCUCAGUAUUGUCUAUCAUUUUGCUUUGGUUUUCAUUUUUUCAUGUUUAACUAGUGUUUGUACUCAGCAAUGAGUUGUUCUGUGUUAUGAAAGCUUUUUGACAGGACAUCCUUAUUACAAAAUGAGUGUUUGGAAAAGUACUGCAUGUUCCUAGAAUAUAUUACAAUUGUGUGUUAUUACUGUUAUAAUGUUUUAAGCAACUAACACACAUGUAAAUCAAUGCAAAAGACAAUCUUCACAUCUGAAACCUUUGCAUUUGGUUCUGUUUUGAUCUUCCUUGUUUCUCAAUAUCCCAUUAUUUAAAGAACCUGUUUAGAGUACUUCUUUGCCAGGUCUCUCAGGGCAGCAGUAUCUUUCUUGAUGAAUUUUUGCUUUUGUACCACUUAUUCUGCUCUAGAAAAAUGUAUUAAGCUCAAAACAGUUUCCCUUUGUUGAUUUAUACGGUUGGAAAAUGAAAUUUUUUGCUUCGAUUUGCUUUUCACUUCGUGAUUUCUUUUGAGUGAAUUUGGAUUUCCAUAAGCAUACUCUAUUUAAGGCUUCACCACAUUUAGAACCAUGAUGUUUGAAUAAUUUGGUUUUUGUAUGAAUUUUUAUAUGUGAUAUGUUUCAAGUAGAAAGUAAUUGUUACCAUCUGCUUUCAAGACUGACAAAUAUAUGAUAUCAAUAAUAAUUUGGUUUUUGAGCCUUGAAAAGGAUGAAAUCAUUUCAAAUGUUGAAAUCAUUAAAAAUGUUGAAAUUCAAGUGAUGAUAGUUGAUCAUGCUGGCAGAUGUUCAGAGUAUAUAAUUUGUUGUUGAAGGAAAAUUUUCCUGAGUCUGUAUUUUUUUUUUCUUUAGAGUGUUCAUUUCAUUACAGUUUUUAAGUUGUGUUUUCAAAAAACUAGACCUUUGUAAUGUAUUUUUUUUGCUAUGAUUUACUCACAACGAGUUCAUGUACACACCACAUGCAGCAUUUUUCUUGGUUUUUUCAACAUCAUUUGCAUUUUCAUCACUUUUUUCAGUGACUUAUUUCCUUUGACAAAUUGAAAAUUUCUGUUUGUUUUAUAUAUGUCAUUAAUGGGAAAAAAGUCUUGAUUUGUGGGUUGGUGAAGAAACAAGUUCAAUUCAGUACUUUUUUGAAAGUUUGUUCCUUUUUGUAACAUCUAGGCUGUUCCACUUGAUCUCCUGCCAGUAUGUUUGUAUCUGUGCCCAGUCUUCCUAAUUACCAUGCUCCAGUGGUUUUCUUUGUGUUUCCCAGCACAUGUUCACUGUUUGAAUUUUGGUGACAAUCUUUGUAGUUUAUGUGAUCUAUCAAUGUGGACCUAUGGGGCAUGAAAUUGUCAUCUAUUUUAAAUACAGUCUUCCUGUUUCAUGAAAUGUACUGUGCUGAAAGUCUCCAGCCAUUUUUUAUAUUUGCUCUAUUACAAUUUCUGUUUUUCACACCUUUGGUUAAAUUCAAAGUGUGUGAACUUCAAGAUAAAUUUACAUAAAUUUCGUGAUCACUUGACCCAGGGUGAAUCAAAUAACAUAGUUCUGUGGUAUAGUGAGAAAUAAUCCCCCUCAGAAGGGGGAUGAUUGAUUACAAUUUUAAUAAAUCCUUUACUGCCAGAUUUCAAUGUCACACAUAAACAUGGAAAAUAGUAUUCUAUUUAAAGAAAAAUAUUUUUUUUAUCUUUUUUAUAGUUUGCCUCUGGUCCUAGAAAUUUUUGUAUAUUCUUACUUUUGAAAACCCUUUUUUUAAACCCUCCUAAUAAAACUCCUCAGAAGAGGUGCCUAUUAUAAACACUUUCAGUAAUCUGUGAAUAUGCAAAUUAAAUUUACAUACUUUUCAGACAAGACAGGUGCUUGUGAUUCAAUGUUUGUAUUGUUUCUGUCAUGUGAAGCCAAUGAAGCCUUACUCUUAGACAGGUUGUAGCAGGUGAAUGGCUGUCAUUGGCUGGUAAAACGAUGAAAAAACUCCUAAGCAAUUAAGAGGCAGCCAACUGAAUCUUCCACGAAGUUUUAGAGCUUGAUUGGUUUAUGAAAGGGACAAAAAUUAUUGAAAAUGCCUCCCCUGCUUCCACAGUGGCUGUGCUUCUCAUGCUGAUCUUUAUUCAUGAGCUUUUGGGCUUUUAUGGCUUGAUUAUGGAAGGCCGAGGAGAUUUGUUAUUGGGUCAGGAUAUGCCAAGAAUUCUGAUCUUUGAUCACCUAGGAUAUGCAGGUGGAAUUAUCUCAAAUUUGUCUGAUAUUUGCAAUUGAGAAGAGCUCAAAAACAGAUCAUAUUUCCUCCUUCUAUUUUUGCCUCAGGCAUGAAAUGAAAGUUGGAUUUGAAAGGCUUCCUGUUUGAUCUUCAUUUGGGCAAAUGUACUAUUUUACUUAAAAUGCAUUAUUUAGUAAUUUGAAAGGUGAGAACAAGUGGCCUGGCUGAAGGCCAUGUAUGGUGAAAAUAAUUAAGGCUGAUUGAAAUUCAGAUUAGCUUGACAAUGAAUUACAGUGAAGAUAGAUCAGAUAUUGUGGGGAGAGAACAAAAUGGCUUCCUUUAUCAGGGAAGGCUUAACAUCACAAGCCGCAAGAUUGAGAAAAUUUACAAGCAGUGGACCAAGGAACUGGAAAAACAUGACUUUGAAGGUGUGAAAUCAAGGAAGGUUGAAAAACUCCCUGUAAAUUCUGAAUGGAAAUCCUCAAGGAAAGAAAACAUCUGUGUGAAUAGUAAUGAGCAUAAUAUUAUGAGCAAGAAAAGCUUUGGACCUGGUGGAUUUUCAGUUAAAUAUUCUGUUGAUGACAAAAAGUUGCCUCCUUUUCGUACUGGAAAAUAUAUUCCCAAGGAUGAUGUUUAUUCCUGUGGCAAUUGUGUACCCAAUGAAAAAUCAUUGGCUUUGUCUGGGAAAUCUAAGGAAAGCUCAACAGAGAAAAUUGUGUCUGGUUUGAGUUCACCACCUCCAUUUAGAACAGGGAAAUACACUCCAAAUGAUAAUUCUAUCUAUGUGAAGAGCCCAGAAAAAUUGGAAACACCAUCUAGUUCUCCCUCUCAUGGUUCACCAACACACAGAGCAAGAAGGCCAUCUUCAGAGAAAAUUGUUGGAAAACAAAAUGGUUAUUUUGCCAGUGGACGAAAAUCACCAGGAUCACCCAGAAAUAGAACUCUAACAAAGUUUCCUGCCACAGAAGGAAAGAAAACUUCAUCACUUGAACAGAUAAGUCCAACCACUUCAAGUACUGGUUCAGCAAAACUGAGAUUAAAAAUCUCAAUAAGUCAGAGUGCGGAAAUAGUGGGCAGAAAUGCUUCAUCUCGCCCAAAAAGUUCUGCCAUGGAGAAUUAUGUGAAUUCAAGGACUAGAACCCGGAGUGAAAAUAUGCUGUCUAUCAAAUCUUCUCAGCGCCCUAAGAGUUCAGUUUUAGAAAACAGCACUCAUCGAUUCAAAUCAAUUGUACGAGAUAUUGACAUAGGAGCUACUGAAAAAUGUAAAGCGACUGUAAAAACUCAAAGCAGACCACGUAGUGCUGUUUUGGAGAACUCACUUUCUAGUCGUUUGCCUAUGAAGAUUGUAACAAGCACAAAAGGUCAAGCUUCUCUAGGAAGAAAUCUAGUGUUGGAUAGGUCCCCCAGUGGGGAAUCCAAGAGAUACCUCAGGAAGGGGUCAGAUUCUUCAGAGAGAGGGCAUCAGCGCUCUAAGACAACAACUUCAAUCAGCAGCAGCUGCAGUGAAAGAAGUUACAAUGCAGUGAGACUUAGAAAACCAAGGCGCAUGCUUCAUAGAAAUGCUGCCUAUGUCAAACCCAGAAAGAAUAAAAACUACAAGCCUGUGGAAAGGAAACAAGGCUCUCUUCAAAAGAAACCUCCCAGGUCCCCAAGAAAGGGAAAACUGGAAUCAGACAGAGUGGAUGGAUGUAUUGCUGAAAAACCAUCUGCUUCACAACAGUCAUUUGUGUUUUCUUUAUUCAUGGACAAGUUUUGCAUACGAACAAGAAAACUUAGGGAUGGUGGCCUGAAAAUCCCUACAAUCAAGAGAUAUCGUGUGAUGGUGUGGAAGAUAAAAAGGAUUUCAUACCUGCUCUAUGAAAAGGUGCUAAUUAUUUACUACAAUUAUUUUCAUCUCUUUAUCACUUGCUGUAAAAUUUUAAUUUAUACCAAAAUUGUUGGGAUUUAUAAUGCUUUGCCAUAUCUGAAGGAAAUUCUUACGCUGAUUUCACUUUUAGUUGUGACACCACAUGUGACACCAUUGCAUUUUGUUAAAUAAUGUGUUUUAUCACGAGAGUAUUCUUUUAUUCCUUUCCUUCUGCCGGGUUAAAUGUCUCUUCUUUUCUUUCUCACUUUGCAUGGUUUCAGUCUGGUUGAUUCUUCUUUUGAUUUUUGACACAAAUCUAUACUGUGUCAGCAUCUUCUGCAUCUCAGCAAGAGAAACACAUGAAUGCAUUUUUCUAAAAUGUAGAUCUUUUGUUGUUAAUCUUGAAACCACAAGGAAAAGAAAUUGUUGUCUUUAAAAAGCCAGGGGACACAGGGAACAUCAGUUAAUUUACUUCCCAUGAUUUAAUUUUGCAUAGUAACUCACAGUGGUGUAGAAUUGAUGGCAGAGUAUUUAUUAGAGGGAAAAAUUGAUUGCAUUUGUUGUUUCACUGUUAUCAUGCAUGAAGGAUAACUGUGUGUCUGCCUUAAAUUAUUAUAUUGAAGUUGGCUUUGUGGACAUACCAUGUAAACUUGUGUCAUCCCAUGAUUAUUCUGAAUAUUGUUUUUGUGACAAGUGGGUUUGUCAGCAUGUAUUGCAGUAAAUAAUUUUUUUUCUGUCAUUAUUAUUCACACAUGAGUUGUUUUGGUUUUUUCAAUAUAUGGGCAUCAUAAGUAAAGAGCAUUUUAAAACACAGCUGUUCUUUGUUCUUAGGUGCUCUCCAUUGACUUAUUCCAUUGUGUUCAAAUACAGCUAUACAUCAGAAACUUCAGCAUACUAUGUCUUGCAUUGAAUAAUAUUUCCUCAAAGCCAUUUGUCAAAUAGUGAAGCUUGCCAAAUUAAGAAACAUAAAGUUGUAUCAUGGAUUUACCAAGAUUUGAAAUAGAUAAAGCUGGGUGUGGAAUAGUAUGUUUGUAAUUUUUGUAAUUUUUGUUCUUCUGAUCAGCAUAUUUCCUGCCAUUAUGGAGCAAUUUACAGUAGGAAUAAAUGCGGUUAUAACUGACAACUGGUACUUGAUAAAGGGAAGCAGGUUGAAUUUUUUGAUAGGGUCACUUCCACAAAAAAAAGAAAUAAAAAAUAGAAUAUUUGAUUUUUUUCCAAUUGAUGAUUAUUGCCACUGAAUUCAAAGCUCUAACAGUGGAGAGAAAUUACAUUACCUCCUCCCUUGAGUUUAUUUGUACUUGUUGUUAAAAGUGCAGGAUGUUUUCAGUUUGGCCACCACCUGUUGUUUCUGAGCCAUUAAUAAUUAAUCUUUCAAAGGAAAAACCAAAUCUUGUUGUAUGAAGCCAUCCUAGACCUUGGGUUUUUCUCAAGGAUGAUCAUUCUAAAUUGUACUAUGUUUGUGUUUCCUUUUAAAUGUGUGAAUCAGGUUACAUUUCUUAACCCAAUGGUGACAAAAAAGCCAAGACUUCAGCGGCAGAAGAAGUUGUUUCACAUUCAAAAAGGUGAGAACUAUUGAUAGUUUUUAUGUUAGUUCAUUAUCACUGGUGCUAGAUAUUCCUCCUCUUAAGGUUUUUUAUUUCAUUGAGAAUUUUCAAAGUCAAGGUCAUUUAGAUAAAUUUACCCUCUAAUGUCGUAGUAUCAUAGUGUUCAAUGAGUUUUGUUAAAAUAAACUUGGUUGUGAAUUUUGUUGAUGGUUAAACUUGUAACUCUAACAUGUGCUUUGUUCAAAAUUAAAUCAUUUGAUUUUAUGAGAAUGACUUUUUGCAGUUACAUGUAUGUUCCAUUUUUACACUAAUUUCAUAUUUUCAAGUUUAUUCAUCAUAUUUAUUCAGGUGUAGGUUAAAAUGUUGUAGUAUUUAUGAAAUGAAUUGUGCCAGAGAUAUAGAUGGUUUGUUAUGAUAUUCAUGAACAACUAUAAGAGCCAUCGAUGUGCAUCCUAACUUUCUUCCCAUUUCAAGACUUUGUUGAGUCUUUAUCACUGCGCUUCUAAUCCUAUUUUACAAUUGAUGAUUGCAACAAAUUAUAUCAUAAGCUGAUUAUUUCUCUGUUAUAGAUCAUUAUCUCCAAAAUGCUUUUGAGAUGUCUUUUGAGUGGAUUAAGAAACAUUCUAGUGGAAAUUUUACACACCUAAUAGCCCAAUUGUCAAUCCUAGCAGGCACAAACAAGGAUGUUUGCACUAAAAUUUCAUUAGUACAAGAUAAAUAUAGAAUAAAAAUCUUUUUUCCUUCCUUCAUUUUUGUACCUCUAACAUGACUUAACUUGUUGUAAAGAGGAGAAAAGAAAUAAAUUGUUUGAAAAUAUCCAAAGCAAGAUAAAACAGGUUGGAAUCAUAACAUCAAAAUUAAACCAGCACAACAGUUUAAAAAAAAAAAACUGUACAUUCCUGUUACUUUCAUAGUGCAGCUCUGUUCAUCUUGAAAAUAUAACAAUCAAAGAUUUGGUUAUUUUAACCCCUUUUAGAAGCUUGUUCAGGGCCACCACAAACAAAUGUUUCUUUUUUUUCUUUUAAGCCCAUUGCUGUAACACUGAGUUGAACCUACAUUGUUGAUAAUUGUGUUGGGAAAAUAUUGGCUCUUUGAAUUAGACAGUAGUAGUAAAUAAAAGACAAAGUUAUUGAUCAACAGGGUUUAACUGUUUAAGCAAGAAAGGAAGUUAUAUUUCACUCAGGUGCAUUUAGGGCUCUAACUGUAUUCUGUGAUGGGUUUUUCUUCACAGGGAAAAAUUUCCUGCGAGCUGGUCAAAUGAACACAAAUGUUGCAACAUGGGCAAGACUCCUGAAAAGGGCAGCUCCACCAAAUUGUUCAACAAACAAUUCAACAUUGAGCCCAAAUUCUACAUCAUCCUCAAGGCAAGUAUACAGGGAACAUCAAGGAUAAGAUAUAAGUGAGGCAAAUUCAUCACUCUGGUUUCACUAAGCUAAUGUGGAGACACCAGGGAAGUUUGCUGAAUGUUCCCUGAACAUCAUUUUUUCCCAUGGUUGAUGAGUGCAAGGAUUUGACUAUGCUAUUGCAAUGGCAAAGUUGUAAUUAAUUUUGCUAAGCUCAGGAGACUCAUAAUUCAUUUAAGUUCCAUCUCUCUGACAAGUAUGCCAAUCAGUGAUCCAGAAAAGUGUUGACUACAUGACUGAUGUUGCCACUGGCUUUCAAGUUGUGUCAGUCGUCAAGUUUCUGAACAAGGAGGCACAUCCCUGAUAAGAAUCUUUUCUGUCCAGAUGUGUGCUCUGAAUUUUAAAAUUAAAAUUUUUUUGUUUCUUCCGUAGUGCCCAACAAGGUUCUCAAAUGCAAACACCUCCUAGACAACCAGACUUUGACAGCACCACCCCAGCCAAAGGGCAGAAAUCAGCAAACAGUGGUGAAAAACAAUCAAGCUCAAGCACUAAGAGUGCAGUCAAUGAAAAUGAAGUCCAGGUAUGAUUGAAGAAUAAACUGGCCCAAUUUAAACAUGCUUUUCUCAUAGCAUAAGUCCUUACAAUUCUCUCAACAUCAAAUGACUGUAAAUCAAUUACAGAAAAUUUGCUCUUACAUCAAGAUAGCAACUUCUACCUUUUUAGUUUGAGUAUUUUUAUUACCUGUUUGCUGGACAAUGCAUGGAUUUUAUAGGGAGAAGUUGCAUUCAAAGUAGAUGUUAUGUAUUGUUUCAGGAUGCUCUUUCAGCAUUUGGAUUCCUUGACAGCCCUCAAAGUCCACCAAGACCAAACAUACAGACAUCCCCACCAAAACCAAGCCCUCCUGUUAGGAGAAAGUUAGUGUUCACUUUUUUUUAAUGCUACUUACUUCAAAGGAUUGAUUCGCUCUAAAAUUUUUAAUACCAUAUUUCUUCACCUAUAAGCCAAGCAAUUUUUUCAGAAAUUGACACAAAAGUUUUGGAUUUUUUUUCAAGAGAAACGGGGUUCAGCUUAUAGCUGAGGGUUUGGGGUUCAAAAACAAGCACAAUUGCAAAUUCAAUGUUAAUGCAAAAUGACCAUAAAUUCCAUGACUGCGGCACUCUUUACGUGACAUGUUUUAAAAUGGUCAUGACAACAAAGUUUUCUGACCAUCAAUUAGACACUUUGCUUUCCAUGCAUUGAGAGACAAUCUCACUCAACUUGGCAAAACUCUGCUCAUUUCACAUUACAAAUGAAAUAUGGUAGUUGCAGGGAACUUUUGGGAAGUGUCUGCAUAGGAGGCAUAGUGAAUUAGGGGCUAUUUCUGCAGUCUUAUUUUUAAAUCCUAUGCUGAUCACUGGACAGAUUUGUUCUUGAAUAGGUCAAAUUGAAUCCCUCCACCACGAUUGAGAAUAUAUACAGGUCUUGCUCCAGCCAUUUGGUUAUAUGCUCUUACAAAUGUCUUGAUCCAUUUGGAACUUUUUUCUAUGAUUUUUGUUGUAUAAUGCCUUUAAACUAGCAGGAGUAGCUAGGUGCUCUUUGAAAAAAAGAGAAAGAAAAUAAUUUGAGGUCUUAUCAUUAACAAUUUCUUUGUUUUAGCAUUGCAAUUCUUACUUUUUUUUUACUUUUGUUGUGACAUGUAGAUCUUAAGUAAACAGAUGUAGAUACUUGACUGAGUGAAAACAAUUUAGAAUACAACCAUCAAAAGAUGGUGACACACACACAGCUUUUGUACCUUUGGAACUGCUGAGACUUUGAUGCUUCUGUUAGCAAGUGAUGUUGUGCACUUAUGAUAUACUUUCCUUUCUAUAAAAACCUCUCUUUUUUUUUUCCUUAACACAGACCUCCUUCACCUCCAACUAGUUCAACGAGUCAUAUGAACAUUGACAGCUUUCGCUGCAUUAGUGUGUUAGGUAGAGGACAUUUUGGAAAGGUAAGUUGCAGUGUUAUAUAAGCAACCACAUUAUAUUUUACUCAUUUCUAUCAAGCUACCAAGAAGGGUGAUCCCCAGACCAUCCAGAUGGAUUUGCAAGUUAUUUUACUUCUUAGGAACAGAUCCUUUUGCCCUCUGGAAGAGAUUCUGCUGUUCUGAGCCCUGCACUCUUCAGAAACUUAGCCUAACCGUUGUCCUCUGAAAAAGAUUAUUGUUAUGAUACUUUAUUAGGUUAAGGCUGCAUUACCAUAGAAAUCAUUUUUUGCCUGUGUUAGUUGACCUUUUUCUGCCCUUACAUAUUUAUCAUUAAUUAUCAGAAGCACCUUUGUAAUCAUUGGGAAGGAGUAUUUUUGGAAUAAGGGAUGCAAUUACAAUUCACUUAGUUUUAGUCUAAAGAAUUUUUUCCUUUUCUCAUGGUACCAGGUUAUUUUAGCAGAAUACAGGAACACCAAUGAAUUGUUUGCAAUCAAGGCUCUGAAAAAGGGUGAUAUUAUCGCAAGAGAGGAAGUUGAAAGGUAGGCUUCUGGGGCUAACUGAAUUUUAAAACAGUUGUUUACUUUAUUUAAAUUGUAAAGCUUUAUUAGAAGUCAAGUUAGAAAUGUUUGAAAACUUUUUCAGUAUUUUUGAGACAAGGACCUCAUCGUUAACCUAAGCUACGUAUGUUACAGAUUAAUGUAAUGGAUUACAGUUGAACUUGUAUUAGGCAGCAUCACAUUAAGUGGUCACCCAGUAUUGGACAGUCAUAUGUCAAAGUCCAGAAUUUUUUUUCCUUGAUCACCAUAAUUUUGACCUCUAUUAAGUGAUCACCUCUAUUAAGUUGUCCUGGUCACCCUUAACUAAGUCCCAAUUCCCUGUUUUAAUUGUCUUCCACCUGUAUUGAACUGUCGCUGAAAGUGGAACCACUCAAAUUAAAGUAAGAAUAAUCUUUUGAGUAAUUUUUAAUCCAUGUUUCUCUCCCGAAAUCAAAGAGAUUCCAUACAUCAAGUGGUCCAUUAUGGCAUUAAGUGGCAUUGUUUAUUGUACUUAUAUAAUACCCAAAGCCUGUGGUACCUGUUUAAAGUGGUCAACCUGCUUUAAGCGGUCAAUCUGUAUGAAGCGGUCACCCCACUAUUCCCCGUGGGUGACUGUUCAAUACAGGUUCAACUAUAUAGUCUUAAUGCUUGUUAUAUUAAGAGCUUUACAUUUACCUGGCUAUCUUUUAUUUUGUAGUCUAUUAUCAGAGAAAAGAAUUUUCUUGACAGCAAACAAGAUGAGGCAUCCAUUUCUAGUUAACUUAUUUGCCUGCUUUCAGACCCAUGUAAGUUUGAUAUGAAUAUUAUUGCAAGUCAUUUUGUUUUCCUGUGUGACUUACUUAGAAGUUCGGCCUUUUGCAUUUUUGUUCCUCCCUUCCACAUUGUGGGUAAUGCCGCAUUCACACCAAAGCUUAAACAUGUUUAAAAGUUGUUUUGUUAAACACAGUUUAAUUUUUUUUUUCUUUUUAGAAACUAUUUAACCGAAUAUUUUUGACUUGAAUGUAGCACAUUGGAAAUGCAAGUUAGCAAGUACUUGAAUCCAAUGGAAAAUCAAGUUUUCAGUGCUCUGUUUAUAAUUUUCAUUCAAUGAAAACCAGUUUAACAAAACAUGUUUUGCUGGUGUGAAUGGGGUAUAAGUUAUCAUCCCACCCCUGGGUUUCUCUGGCAUGGUCGUCAUAGUAACCUUGUUGCUUACAUGAUUGAAUCCCUUGACUGUCUCCACAUUUUGACACCUACCUACCCUCCAAUCCCAAUGACACAGUCUUCUUCAUUUUGCUUAUCUUUUAAGUAGUUCUUCUAUUAGAUUUGUUGACAGAUUUUUUUUUGUUUAAUUUGAAUAGGAACAUGUGUGUUUUGUAAUGGAGUAUGCACCUGGAGGUGACCUUAUGAUGCACAUACAUGCAGAUGUCUUCUCAGAACCAAGGACAGUGUAAGUACUCUUCCAUGUAAUAUGUAAACCUAAACAUUGUUUUGUGGUGAUAUCUGUUGAUGUUGUGGGAAAGGCACUGGGCUCCAUCUUAAAUAAACUGUGUUUGAGCCUGGACAAUGGCCAUCUUCUUGCACUGCUAAGAAAGGCAAUUUUCCUGUCAUAGUGAGUUUCUCCCCAUUGGGCUUAAAUUACAGCAUUUGCUGGCUGAGGAAAACCUCAUGUCCUGUUAGAGAAACCUCAUGAAAUGCCAGGAUGACCAGCUAUUUGCAUCCCAUCCUGGAAGGGGGUGGGGGUUCACUUCUCAUUACUGAGUGUUCCAAAAUAGGAUAUGAACAUCAGUAACUACUGUAUGCGAGUCGGUCUCAUGGAAGGCAUUGCAGUCUGUCUCUUCAAAGAAUAUCAAGCUCAUUCAGUUUAGUACUGGUAGUCGUUUUCUUGAGCCACUUUGCUCACCUAUUACAAAACUAUAUCAUAAGUGUAUGAGUUUCAUUUACCGUAAAAGUGGUCUCCUCGGGGAAAAAGUAAUUCGGUCCAUCUUUUAAAAUGAAAUGCUGCUGUAUUGUUUUCAGGUUUUACACAUCAUGUGUAGUGUUAGGAUUGCAGUAUCUCCACGAACACGAAAUAGUUUAUAGGCAAGUAAAUUCGCCUAACAUUUUGUUGUCUUUGUUUACUUUGACUGGCAGACGUUGUUACGGUUAAAGGGUUGUAUACACGUUUCAAUUAUUUCUUCGCGAAAGGGUCAAGGCAGUGUUGAUUUGUAUGAACCAUGUAAAAAAAACUCUAGUUGUGCGUUUAAUUCGUGUUGUAUUUCAAAGAAACUGGCUAAUGAAAAGUCAAAGUCUUUAGCUAGGGAAGUGUGAUAGAAUGUCAAGGUGUGGUUGUUAUUGUCUUUUCUAUUGUUAUUUUUAUUGUUAUUACUAUUAUUAUGUGGUAUAUAGAUAAAUUAUUGUAUAUUAAGCAAUUAUUCAGCGAGUGCGCGUUGGACAUGAGAUGAUAGAUAGCUAAACACUUCCGGUAGAUAAUUAAACUUUUCCGGUUUAACUCGUCGUUAAAACAGGGAAUUGGGACUUUAACUCGCACGCGCAUGGUAUAAUGGAUAAGCCAAUGAAAACACUUAAAUUGCAUUAUCGAAUGAUCUCCUUUUUAAUUAUCAUUAUUAUUAUUAUUAUUAUUAUUAUUAUUAUUAUUAUUAUUAUUAUUAUUAUUAUUAUUAUUAUUAUUAUUAUUAUAGCACAAAGGUCAAUUCUCAUAACCAUACCAUGUGUUAUUGGGUUAAGUAAUUUUGUAAUUAUACACAGUUGUUUCAGUGUGCUUAAGAUGAGGCACUUCACAUUCUAGGGAUUUGAAGCUGGACAAUUUAUUACUGGAUUCUGAGGGUUACGUCAAGAUUGCGGAUUUUGGUUUAUGUAAAGAAGGAAUGGGUUUUGGAGCAAGAACAGGCACCUUCUGUGGAACCCCUGAGUUUUUAGCCCCUGAGGUUAGUGCACGAUUGAAUUAGAGAUGUUCUGCUCUCAUUUGUUCAUUUUUAGGGGGGAGGGGGAGGAGGGGCGACGGACAGGCUUGGUGUUUAAAAAUUCAGAUGUUCUUUCGAUUUGUACGAAAGUCAACACAUUGUUACUCACUUUCUACUUUCAGGUUCUUACAGAAACUUCGUACACGCGAGCUGUGGACUGGUGGGGUCUUGGAGUGCUCAUAUUUGAAAUGCUGGUCGGAGAAGUAAGUUACCAUUAUAAAAACAACAUUAUCCUUGUGUUACGAGAAAAGGGCGCGAUAAUUCACCGGCAUCUUUUUUUAACUGCGAGUAAAGGGUCAGUAGACACUCUCAAUACUAGUAUUAAUGAUUAUUGACUUCGCGAACAAAUUGAUAAAGUCAGGCAAUUUAGGAGGUUUGGAAAUGCGUUGAAGGAAUUUUCCACCUUGUUUACUUAGUAUUUCAAAGUGAAAGACUGGUUUGCAGCUAAUGAAUUUUGGAAAUGCUCAAUGAAAUGGUUCAACUCUUGCGAAUAAUAGCGGUUUUGUGAGUACGUUGUUUAAAAACUUUACCAUUCCUUACUUUUCUAGUCACCGUUUCCAGGAGAUGACGAAGAAGAAGUUUUCGACUCUAUUGUUAAUGAUGAAGUUCGAUAUCCAAGGUUCCUUUCAACAGAAGCCAUUGCUAUCAUGAGAAGGGUGAGUCUUGGGGCUGUUAUCAGGAAUAAACGUGAAAUGUUAAUUCUUCUUGCUAGCUAACUUGAAUCCUGUUAUUUUUAGAGUUUGGUUUAAUAUCAAUGCUAUGCUCAUCUUGCUUUUUUGGUUGUUUAAUAUAUUCUCUAAUAGUGUCCUUGUUUUGGUGUUUCUCUUGGCAAUUUUUCUGUAAACAGGAAAUUGUCUGUGUCUAGAUGUACAGUAAGUGGUUAUUUUAUCCGUAAUUAACCAUUGGAGAAAGAAAUUACGACGAAAGCGCAGAUUCUUAGUUGAUAAUUUUUUUUACUAGUCCAUCGUGUGUUUGCGCUUGCAAUAGAACAAGUUUUCUUUCAUCAGGUUCUUUCAGUUUCACUGAUUUGUUUCUUGUUUUCAAUCCACUUUAGUUAUUGAGGCGCAAUCCCGAAAGACGGUUAGGAGCCAGUGAAAAAGAUGCAGAGGAUGUCAGGAAACAGCCAUUCUUUAGGGUAACUGAUGAUCUUUCCUGUUUAUUUGUCUGGUAAACUGGGAACAAACUUGGUACAAAGUGCAAAUGGAAAUGCACCUGUCAACAUUUCUGGGAAGGUUAAAGGUUAAACUCUCAAGUGAUUCCACGUGAGCUUGAAGGCCCGUUAUUAAGUUCAGUGUAAAUGCCAGAUUUUUAUCUCAUUUUAGUUUCUUUAAAUUGGAAAAUAGUGAUAUUGAAUGAUUACUUUCUGUCUCUUGUUGUUAGGAUAUGAACUGGGAUGAUCUCCUCGCUCGAAAAGUUCGACCCCCGUUCGUUCCAAGUGUGGUAAGUUUUUGUUUUGUAUGCUAAACUAGUAAACAUUCGCUUUUACAACAUACGUCGUGUUUCACACUUCAGUUUGAGUCUUCUACUAGUUCCACCCUUCAAGAAAAUGUUUAGACUGUUUCCACUAUUUUUCCGUAAUCCUUCUUUUCGAAUAAUGUAGAAAUAUUAGCUUGACCGAGUCCAUAUUUGUAGCCUAAAAAGCCUUCGCCGUUAAGGGUUUAUUUAUUCUAUCAUAAUUAUUGUCUUUUUUUGGGAAAUAUUUCGAGCUGUGUUUGCGAGUUGGAACGAUUUAUUGGUUCUAAGUGUGGUUUUACAGUCGUUGAUAACCUAGCAAGCCUCGCUACAAAGCCUGAAGCAUUUUAAGUAAUGCCAGAAAACGUAAUGAAAGUUCUGAUGUUUCUUUGUAGAGACACGCGGAAGAUGUGAGUAACUUCGAUGAAGAGUUUACCUCAGAAGAACCUGUCUUGACACCUCCAAAGGAAGCCAGACCGUUGAGCAGUGAAGAGCAGGUGAAAAUCCUCUUGCUGGUUUUCAACUUGGGUGAAGGCAAAAAAUAUGCCGCAGAGUCAGGAAAUUUCCUUCGGUUCUCUCUUCUCUAAAGUGGUCUCAACGUCUGAAUGUUAAUUCUUAUAACUGGGGACUUAAAGACCUAAAAGAUUUCUUUGUUACCCUGUCCUUAGAAUUUGAUGCUUAAAAAUUAAAAAAUGCUAAAAAACCCAACCCGUUAGCUGACAAUUUAAUAACUACUUAAUUCCUGUCUUAGACAACGUAUUUAAAUGGCCUGGAGAAUUUUGCAUCAUUCCUAAGAACUGCAGGAACAAGUCUGAUGCCUUUACCAUGGGGAAGUCGACCCGUUCGUGUUUGUUCCAUUGUUUUCCUUGUGCAGGACCUCGAGAGUAAACCAGUUUCCCUAUAAAAAUUUAUUUUAAUUUUCAAAUGUGACAGUAAUGGCUUUCUCUUCUUCUACAGGUAUUGUUCGCUGAUUUCAAUUACACGGCCGACUGGUGCUGAGAGCAUUCAAAAGCGAGCGAUUAUUUUAUAGAGUAGUUUAGCUAGUGACGGAUUUUCAUUUUUACAGUCCCCAGGAGCAGCAGCUCAGUUGUAAAGCAGUUUUAUGAAAGAGAAAAGUGCAAUGAUUUUAUUUUUAUCUUAACGGGCUUGUAUUUCCCCUUCAUCGUUUUCCUCAUCUCCGCCACGCUGAGCAGAUGGCGUAAAGUGUAGUUUGGGAUGUAAAUAUAUAUGUAACAUAAACGUUGUCGCCAAUCUUAACACUAAAUUCUGGCUGGUUUGGCUCUAUUUUUGAAGAAACAAUUGCGCGCGCUCUGAGAAAUAACAGAGAAGUCGCCUUAUUAUUCUUUGUAUCAUAACUUGAAAUUACUCGAAGAAUGUUCACAACUUUCGUGGGAUUUUGAUACAACAUUUCUCCUUUGAAUCUGUUGCUAAAGACUUAUAGCUUGUCUAGAAUGUUUAUAUUAUUAUUAUUUGUGGCGGGGAGAAUACCACCGAAUGAAGACAACGACUAACACAUUCCAUCUCGUGCACGAACCGAAAGUAAUAAAAUUUAACUUACUCCUUAAGUUUCUCAAUACUGUUGAUUUUCUGAAAUACAAGAUGGUCGUUAGUUUUUGUCCUCCUUUGGUGGAAGAGAACUGAAAUUAGAAAUGAUCUUACAAUUAAACUUGUACAUAAUAAGAAAAUUCUCUGCCAGGAGAUUGUAUAUCAUUUAUUUUACAGUAUCAAUUUGAAAUUAAACCUUGACGGAUUUGAGUUUAAUAGUCGGAAUAUUUGAUUUAUAUUACCAAUAAAGAGUCUACGGUUUGUUUUGACUUUCAUUUUAAAUCGACGUGAGGGAUGCUGCAUUCAGUAUGUGGCGCGUUUAGAUAAUAAAUUCUUGUGAACCCUUUGAACUGUGUAUCUUCGCUGUGUAUUGUAUUGUGACUGUAAAUACCUUCGCUGUAAUUGUCGAUAGUGGAUCAAUUUUCAAUCGAUUGUCGUUAGUAUUGUAGGAUAGCACGACUGUCUUACUUCUCACUGUUAUUGCUGUAGAAUACUCGCACCACCCUCACAAUGAACCACU